This is a messenger RNA of Camelina sativa (false flax), 1539 nucleotides long. RefSeq names its product protein PIN-LIKES 3-like. Gene Ontology annotation, biological process: endoplasmic reticulum to cytosol auxin transport. NCBI's taxonomy places the organism in Eukaryota, Viridiplantae, Streptophyta, Magnoliopsida, Brassicales, Brassicaceae. The record is from RefSeq and is a predicted model, not a curated record. Gene Ontology annotation, cellular component: membrane.
AUAAAAAGUAUUACAAUCAAAGGACAGGAGCUUGAGAGUUAUCAUAAGUUUGUAAGUUCAGAAUCAUGUUGGACUUCAAAAAGGAGCUAGCUAGGAAUCUAUUAUCUUAUGAUACGUUGGCUUUUUCUCUUUUUCAUAUGGAACAAAACAGUUCUUACUCUUAUCUCUAGAUCUGUCUCUCUCACACACAGACACACUUCCUAUAAAAAGAUUCUAGCUUUGGAAGAUUAUAAAAAAUUGGAAGUAGAGAUGAAGCUUUUGGAGUUGUUUAUAGCUUCAUCUAAACCAGUUGUGGAGACUCUGUUGAUAACAUCAGUUGGAUUUUAUUUGGCUCUCGACAGAGUCAAUCUUCUUGGUCCUGAUGCUCGCAAACAUUUGAACAACAUUGUCUUCUAUGUGUUUAGUCCUUCGCUUAUUGGAAGCCGCUUGGCAGAUAGUGUUACAUAUGAAAGCUUGGUGAAAAUGUGGUUUAUGCCGGUCAAUGUUCUGCUCACAUUCAUCAUUGGUUCGUUACUCGGCUGGAUUGUUAUUGUCAUCACUAAGCCUCCUUCGCAUCUUCGUGGUCUCAUCAUUUGUUGUUGUGCUUCUGGGAAUUUGGGAACAAUGCCUCUCAUUAUCAUCCCAGCCAUUUGUAAAGAAAAAGGAGGUCCAUUUGGAGAUCCUGAGAGUUGCGAGAAAUAUGGAAUGGGUUAUGUUACACUCUCCAUGACUAUGGGAACGGUGUACUCAUGGACUUACAUAUACAAUCUUAUGCGUGUGCUUUCGAACUCUCCCGUUGAAACCCUACAUUCUGUUGAAUCCAACUACAACAGCUGCAAAGUACCACUUAUUUCUUCCAAGGAAGAAGAAGAAGAAGACAACCAUAAUAAGGUUGGGAGGUGGGAAAAGCUUAAGCGAAGAGUUGUUUCUCUGUCAGAGAAAGUCGACCUUGCGUCAAUAUUUGCUCCAGCAACUAUUGCUGCGAUUAUCGCCCUCCUGAUUGGGCUCAUCACUCCUUUAAGGAACCUACUAAUCGGCACAGUAGCGCCUCUCCGUGUCAUUCAAGACUCAUUAACUCUAUUGGGAGAUGGGGCCAUUCCUGCUAUGACCCUGAUUAUGGGAGGAAACCUACUUAAAGGUCUGACGAUGAGUUCAGGAAUAACGAGUUCAGGAAUUACAAAGUCCAGCAUUAUCGGCGUCUUGGUUGCACGUUACAUUUUGCUGCCUAUAAGCGGUGUUUUAAUCGUGAGAGGAGCAUACAAGUUGGAUUUAGUUACCUCAGAACCCUUGUACCAAUUCGUUCUCCUUCUUCAGUAUGCUGUCCCACCAGCCAUGAAUCUAGGUACAAUGACCCAAUUAUUCGGGUCUGGGGAGAGUGAAUGCUCAGUGAUUAUGCUCUGGACUUACUCUUUGGCUUCGAUUUCACUCACUCUUUGGCCUACAUUCUUCAUGUGGCUUGUGGCUUAAACACCAUUUAUUUAAGAAUUGUUCUUAGACUUCCAGAUGACUGGAUCAUAUGCAUAAUUGCAAAUUUUUAUAUAUUCUUAAGACGUUAAAGCC